Molecule: messenger RNA, 1782 nt
Organism: Misgurnus anguillicaudatus (oriental weatherfish)
Lineage: Eukaryota; Metazoa; Chordata; Actinopteri; Cypriniformes; Cobitidae
Source: RefSeq, a predicted model, not a curated record
GAAAGCGCGCAGCACAUAUUUAUAACGUGUUGUUAUUCAAAAUACGUUUUCUACUUGCUUGCAAAAAAAGUUCUCAAAGUGAUCAUGGCUGAAAGCUGCUCGGGAAUAUUUCAUUAUAACGCAACAUUCAACUGCUUUAAUAGUUUUUAAAUAGUUAUCAGGCUUACUUAUAAUUUUACUGUUUUUAACAUAACAUGCAAUAGAUAAAUUACACCACAUAAAGUAGUAUACAUGUCUAACUAUACAGAGUAGUAUUUUUUACAUUUCUGAUUGGGCGGGCCAGCUGUCAAUCUGGGCGGCCCCAGGCCCGCCCAUAGCUCCGCGCCUGCUUUAGCUACUUUACAUUGAAAAUAGUGACUGUACAGCGCGGGCGAUCAGCGUUGCGCGCAAACCGCGAGUAUAAAAAAGUUUUUUUGAGAAAUCACACCUCAGCCCCUCUAGAGAGGCCAUCAGUCUUUUUGUCUUGUUCACAGACACAGUAGCCUUUGAUCAUUUGACACUUUGAAUGACGGGCAGGAUGUACAUUUCACAGAUUGUGAUUUUAUUAUGUUUUAUGUUGGCUUCAAAUGCACUGGGCCAAUGCAAGGGAAAGUGUGAACAUUUUCAACUAUCCACAAUCAGCACCCCUCUGAAAUCUGAAAUCUUGCUCCCUUGUUACUUUGAAACAAGCAAUAACACCGCUAAUAAAACAAACAGAGCGAGUUGGAGACACUUAUCAUCAAGUCUCCUAGAGAUCACACAAGAUGGGAUUAUCAUGUUUGAUGAUCCUAGAGAAGGACGGGUGACUGUUUUUCCCAUCCUAGCUGCAAGAGGAAACUUCUCCAUCAUUAUCCAUAAUGUACAUGCCUCAGAUUUUGGCUCAUAUUGCUGUGAGUUUAAUCGGGAAUGCUUGCUAAUGCAGAUCACCGAAACAACCCGUCCGGAGAAAAAUAAUGUUUUAAACCCCUGGAUAUACUUUGGAGCUGGAGCUGGAUUAUUUAUUCUGCUUUUUAUUAUAGCCUGCUUGUUUUUAAAAUUCUGUGGAGGAAAUUUCUUCUCUUGGAUUGGAAAUGGUUUAAAUAGAUCACCUACAUAUGUUAAUGGAGUACAGACUGGAGGUCGGAGAAGAGGAAUUACAACUGUUUAUAUGUGAAGAAUAAGAAAAAUAUAAUUGAAUAUAAUGUCUAAAAUGUACCAUCGAUUUUCAUGACAAGGGCAGCGUGGGCUUUCUGCUAAAAAUCCUUUGUAAAAAAAAUUUUACCUUUAACCACCAAACCCACACCGUCCCCACAGUGACUAACAAAAUCUAUAUGAAAAUAUAAAAUAUAAAUAAUAUAUAAAUAUGAAAAUAUUUUCUCAUGCUCUUUGUAACAGGAUGUGGUCAGUAUGUUAUAAAAUGGUGGUAUAGAAAAGAACAAUUAGGUCAAGAGUCAAGACUGCAGUCUGAAAUGUAAACGUGUUGCAAAAACCCCUAUGUACUUUAAGGAUUUAUGCAUUUCUAAAUAUGCCACAUUAUUUUCACGGUUUGACCUAAUCUGGAAAAAAGCUAUAUAACUUGGCAUGUAUCUAAAACAGAGGGUCUCUGUUUUGUCAUUUCGAACAAUCAUGAUAUUUUACAAAAAAACAUCUUGGGGGUUUCCUGGACAGGGUUAAGGUUAAGCAAUGAUUAGAUCUUAGUUAUAUUACGACAUUAUUUUAAGUUAUUUUAAACAUACCCUGCAAAAAUAAAACCAUUGCUGUGUGCAUGUUGAUGCAAACAAUUGCUCUAAUACAAGAUAUGUUUUAUGCAGAUUAUUGUGGAAC